Messenger RNA from Phytophthora sojae, 651 nucleotides. RefSeq lists its product as hypothetical. The coding region runs from base 1 to 651 and encodes 216 amino acids. The record is from RefSeq and is a predicted model, not a curated record. The transcript has a single exon. Lineage: Eukaryota; Oomycota; Peronosporomycetes; Peronosporales; Peronosporaceae.
AUGCUUCGACGGGUUCUGGCUGCGGCCAUCGCCGCUCAAUCGGCCAGCGUCGCGCUAGCCGCGACCAUGUACAAGAUCUCGUCCUCGUACCUCGGCGACCAAUGCGGCGGCACUCCAUGCGCCGUGUACGCUUCAUCCGCGGACAGCUGCACCCCCUCCGAGUGCUCCCCAGGCUCGAGCAACAUCGACGCGGACAUGCAGACGGUCGACUGCUCCUCGGACUUCAUUGCCACCAUGCGCGACAAGUUCGGCGACUCGCCCUACCUCAUCAAGCUGAUGAACACGGACGCCACCUGCUCCAAGCUCUCCGUGGCCUUCGGGUACCCGGCGUCGGGCGCGUGCGUGGGCGCCUACGACAAGAGCUACUACGUCAUCGCCAGCCUCGACGAGAGCGGCUCGGCUUCUGUUCAAUACUACAACCAACGCUCGUGCUUGACGGACGACUUGUACCAGACAGACAGCGCCGACGAGACCGCUUUGACGCAGCAUACAUGCAGCAGUAAAGGGUAUUCGUGGUACAGCAGCAACGACGUUGACGGGUCCAGCGGCAGCGACUCCACGUCAGAGGUCAGGGACGACAUGGGCGAGGCCACCGCGGACUCGGCACCGUUGCGAACGUCGGACUCGCCGUGGUUCUGUUCCUGUUCGUAG